Messenger RNA from Theileria orientalis strain Shintoku, 1701 nucleotides. RefSeq lists its product as uncharacterized. Gene Ontology annotation, cellular component: Golgi apparatus. The transcript is spliced from 3 exons. Gene Ontology annotation, molecular function: protein binding. The coding region runs from base 1 to 1701 and encodes 566 amino acids. NCBI's taxonomy places the organism in Eukaryota, Apicomplexa, Aconoidasida, Piroplasmida, Theileriidae. The record is from RefSeq and is a predicted model, not a curated record.
AUGACAGGAUUUUCCGCGUUAUCGCACGUCGAUCUAUCAUCAAUCCCAGGAGCCCCCUCGCCACGAGCAGCCCACACCUGCGAUGUCGUACAAAAUUUCCUGGUGGUAUUCGGAGGAUGGUCAGGGCGAGAGGCGCUGGGCGACGCCUACGCGUUCCACCUGAAGAAGAAGAGGUGGUACCUCCUGAACCUAAGAGUGGUGGAGUACUCCAGCAGAAGAGGAAAACACGUUAACCUGGUGCUGGAGAGAAACAACCACGCGUCCUCAGUGUAUAACAAUGAGCUGUAUAUCUUCGCAGGCCACGACGGAACACAGUGGCUGUCAGAUAUGUUCGCAAUCGACGUGGGAGGACUCGAGGAAAGUGUGUCAGGACUGCGGUUUGGACAGUCAGUAGACGUUAAUGUGCGCGUCGUGGAGGCGACAGGGAAGGUCCCGAGUAAGCGGGCAUGCCACUCAAUGACGCUGGUGGGCCAGCUGUUCUACUCGUUCGGAGGCUACGACGGAAACCAGUGCUUCAACGACCUGGAGGUGUUUGACCCGACGCUGGGAUCGUGGUCACGUCUGAGUAAGCCGCACGGAAAGAAGCCGCCAGCAAGAAACGCACACACGAUGGUCACGGACGGACGCAACCUGUAUCUGCUGGGAGGACACAGCGGCUCAGUACACUUCGACGACAUACACAUGUACUCAAUCAACUCGCACACGUGGACGUCGCUAAAUUUUGAAGGACGCGUGCCGCCGGGAGUCAGAGGUCACGCGUGCUCAUUCCACAAGGGGGAGAUAUACCUCUUUGGAGGAUAUAACGGAGACGUGCCCUUCAACACGCUAUACGUCUUCAACCUGAGAAGCUCGACCUGGUCGAUCCAGGACGUAUCGUACGACGAAGCAAUAGAAAGAAGGCAGCGCGCAACGAUGGUGACGCUGUCGGACGGAUUGUACAUAUUCGGAGGCUUCAACGGCUCGAACUGGCUUAACGACCUGCACUCUAUUAAAUUCUACAAUACAAUUUUAAGUAAGUUGAGCAAUUCAGAUGGUUCUGCUAAAAAUAUCUUUUUAGGUGGUACCAAUAACCUCAACUGGUUCGUUAAGAACAUUGGAAACUACAUGAAUGCCGACAGUUUCUCCGACGUGACAAUAUAUGCAUCAGGAAAAGAAAUACCAGCACACAAAGUAAUACUGGCAGCUAACUCAACAUAUUUCUAUGACCUGCUUUCACACCAAGACCACGAAGAAGAAGCGAGAGAGCGGAGAAGAAGGCGCCACGCACAAAGGCCGAGAGUAAUCAUAAGAAGACAGAGAAGGGAAAUACGGCCGAAAAAAGCAAUCGUGGAGCUGAACGAAUGGAGCUUAGAUAGCGUCAUGAAGUUAUUGGAAUUCUUGUACACAGCGAGAGUGGAGGACCUGAGCAACAGCAACCACUACAGAGUGUGCGAAAUCAUGGGACUGGCAGACGCAUGCUCAGUAGUGAGGCUGAAGAACCUCUGCGAAGAAAUACUGGUGACGAAGCUGGACAUAGAAAACUCGUGCUACCUGCUUAAGUACUCGAAGCUGUACAACGCAGACUACCUGAGACAGUGCUGCUUUGAUUUCAUAUCAGAAAACGCAGCAGACGUUAUGCUAACACCAGGAUUCGAGGACCUAUCGUCAGUGCCCUCGCUGGUGUUGGAGCUGGCGAAGCUGUCAAUAAACAAAAUGAGUUGA